Molecule: messenger RNA, 657 nt
Organism: Macrosiphum euphorbiae (potato aphid)
Lineage: Eukaryota; Metazoa; Arthropoda; Insecta; Hemiptera; Aphididae
Source: the annotation of a GenBank genome assembly
AUGUCAGCCAAAAGAUCACAUAUAUUAAAAACAAAAUUAGAAAGCAAACCAUUUUCUGGGUUAAAAAAAUAUUGUGAAACCAGAUGGGUUGAAAGACAUGAAGCUCUUUCAAUAUUUGUCGAUGGUUUUUUAGAAAUUGUUUUAGCACUGGAGGAUCUCAUGACUUCAGAAAAUGACAAAAGUGCUAUUUUAUUACACAAUUCAUUAUGCAAUUUCCAAUUUUUGAUUACAUGUUCUAUAAUGGAGAGAGUACUUGGUAUAACAUACACAAUUUCCAAAUAUUUGCAGACAGAAAAUAUAGAUAUUAUAACCGCUACAAAUUCAAUAGAAACAACAACUACAAAAUUACAUCGUUUAAGAAAUGAAGAAGAGUUUCAAAAAAUCUUUGAUAGUGCUAUCGAAAUUGCUGAAAAGGUUGGCGUGUCUCCAAUCAUCCCACGGACAGUAGGAACUCAAGAACACCGAGCCAACUAUAUUGUAAAUGAUGGCGAUUGUUGCACAUAUUAUAGGGUAUCAAUUUUCUAUCCAUAUUUAGAUGAUUUGCUCUCAUCUUUUAAUGAAAGAUUUAAUUCAAAUUCAAGUUUAAUAUCUUCACUUUCUUGUUUGUUACCGUCUAAAGUAAAAAAAGCACAUUUGACGAUUUACAAAUGGCUUUAG